UCUAAACUCCAAACGUCAAAUUAAAUUGUCGCAAAAAUUUCAGUCAUAUUUAUAAUUUUUUAUACGUGAUCUCACAAUAGAUAAUAAAAAUACAAAAUUAAUUACAAUUAUUGGGUGCCGUUUCGGCCACAAUUACAAAAUUGGAGGUGAACAACGGCUCGCAUAAAUGAAUGAUGUCGUUGAGGUCGAAGGCACUGGCGCUUGUGGAGGUAUUAUUGAGAGUACCACCAUUAUUUGUGGUGGAUGAGUUUCUGAAGAUCAGCCUGGGGCUACCAGUUGCCACAGGCGAAGAGGUCUCCUUGCUGUCGAACAUCACGGAUGAUCACGUCGAUAUUACGGACAUAGACGCGAAUUACUACGAUGCUAACUUCUACAACGCCUUCGUCUUCACCUUCCUCAAAUUCCUCGUCUGCUGCUUAGGAUGUAUGUCAGCAUUGAGUAUAUUCGUGCUGUACACGAAGCACCUGAUCAUCAUCUACCUCUACUUAAUGUCACUGGGAAUAGUCUUCGUAUCCUACUGGACCAACGUUUCGGCAAUCAAGCAAGUUCAAACUCUCGCCCUCGCCUCGCAGCCUUCCACGAGCAUACUCGAAGACUUCCUCAACUUGAACAUGAGAAACCUACUCGACCUCGAGGGCCCAGGGGUUCUCGUGAUACAAAACUUUGCAAUACAAUUCACGCUUGCGAUCAUCUUCAGAAAUGUCCACCUGGGCCCGCGGCAGCCGACGAUACAGAAGCUGCUACCCAUCGGGUUCAUGGCACCUUCGCUUUUGGCAAUGCUUCCAGUUCCUCCAAACUUACUCCAUCAUUCGCCGGUUUUCGCCGCACUGCUCCCCUUAUUUCUAGUCAAAUACGUGCUGUGGUCAUCAGCUUAUGACGUCAUCCAAGUAAUCUACGCCGGCUACCAGCAUGGCAGACUGUUCGUCAGUAACUACGGCCUGUCUGCGUUAGUUGAAACGGAAUGGAUGCGGUUGAACAUACCCUGUGUAUUACGAGUCUUCUGGGUGAUGCGCGUCGCUGAACACGCCAUUCUACUACUCAUGGACAAUUACGACGAAGAGGCUGAGGAAGGUUUACGGGUCUCCACUUUACUAGCAGUGCAGUCCCUUGCCUCGAUGACAAAAUCAUUGCUAGUAACUGGAUGCGAGACCAUCACUGCCGUGCUCGGCAUGACAUCUGUGAUCUCGUUCUUCUGUCAUUACAUCGGGAGUUUCUUCCAGUGGAUUUUGUUGACAGACGAAGAAGAAGAUAAAAGUAUUGGAACAGUAUCGGCGAUACUGUUCUACAUUCUCGCCCUGCAGACGGGGUUGACUUCUCUAAAUCCGGAGAAGAGAUUUGUGAGGCUUUGCAGAAACUUCUGCUUACUAUUCACGGCUCUGUUGCACUUCCUUCACAAUAUUGUGAACCCAAUGUUGAUGUCACUGAGUGCUUCUCACAAUCCCACCACCCACAAACACGUGAGAGCGCUAGGUGUUUGUGCGUUCCUGAUCAUAUUCCCGAUCUCAUUACUAGUUUAUCUAUGGUCACAGCACACAAUAUCCACGUGGCUCCUAGCUGUGAGCGCAUUCAGUAUAGAAGUGAUCGUGAAGGUAGUAGUCAGCCUCAUGAUCUACUCACUAUUUCUCAUCGACGCCUAUAGAAGCACGUUCUGGGAACAACUGGACGACUAUGUCUAUUACAUUCGGGCUUUUGGCAACACGAUAGAGUUUUGCUUCGGCAUAUUCCUGUUCUUCAAUGGCGCAUGGAUUUUGCUGUUUGAGUCCGGCGGCGCGAUUCGUGCAGUGAUGAUGUGCAUUCACGCGUAUUUUAAUAUCUGGUGUGAGGCUCGGGCCGGUUGGUCGGUGUUUAUGAAACGGCGAACCGCUGUCAAUAAAAUCAAUUCGUUGCGAGAGGCUUCCGCUGAUCAAUUAGACAGCUUGGAUGAUGUGUGCGCCAUUUGCUACCAAGAAAUGCAUUCGGCUAAGAUCACACGAUGCAAGCACUUCUUCCACGGAGUAUGUCUGAGGAAGUGGCUCUACGUUCAAGAUAGAUGUCCGCUGUGUCACAAGAUAUUGUACAAAAUAGACAGCGAUACGAAUAAAGAUAACGAUUCAGAGACCGGCAACGAGGAGAAUAGCAACAAUCAGAAUAUACUUCUGGAAGACGAAGAGGACGCUGAACUUCUAUUGGGCGAAGGCGUGAGGUGACUGAUGGACGAGGAGCUACUUAACUUAGAAUAAUGUUUAGUUUUUUGUCAGUGGUUUUAUUAAUUAUAUUAUGUAUAGUAAGUUAUUGUUUUUGAUAAUCAGGUGAAGUCUGUGAUGUAAGGUAUAAAUUGUUUUGUGAUGAGUGGGUUGCCGUGUGAACUAGUUCUAAGACUCGCUUCGUUCUCCGACAUGCCUAAAAUUUUACUAAAUUGCUGGUGCAGUUAACGUAAUCUAUGUCUUCUAAUGUCUGUUGAGUAGUUACACCUCGCUAUUUGUAAAUAAUUAUGACAUUUAAAAAUCCCUUUUUUAUACAGACUAAAUUAAAGGAUAAAAAAAUAGUAAUUUCGCACUAAAAAUGUAAAUAAAGUUUAAUUUAGUAGUAUAA
Leptidea sinapis is the source of this 2571-nucleotide messenger RNA. RefSeq names its product protein TRC8 homolog (gene Trc8). The record is from RefSeq and is a predicted model, not a curated record. Gene Ontology annotation, cellular component: endoplasmic reticulum; endomembrane system. NCBI's taxonomy places the organism in Eukaryota, Metazoa, Arthropoda, Insecta, Lepidoptera, Pieridae. Gene Ontology annotation, biological process: ERAD pathway. Gene Ontology annotation, molecular function: ubiquitin protein ligase activity. Bases 171 to 2186 code for a protein of 671 amino acids. The transcript has 2 exons.